Molecule: messenger RNA, 7935 nt
Organism: Micropterus dolomieu (smallmouth bass)
Lineage: Eukaryota; Metazoa; Chordata; Actinopteri; Centrarchiformes; Centrarchidae
Gene: diaph2
Product: diaphanous-related formin 2
Exons: 31
Coding region: 466-3906 (1146 amino acids)
Biological process (GO): actin cytoskeleton organization; actin filament polymerization
Cellular component (GO): cytoplasm; actin filament
Molecular function (GO): actin binding; small GTPase binding; microtubule binding
Source: RefSeq, a predicted model, not a curated record
AAUUUAUAGAAUAGUGUUGUAUGUGCCUGUGUACGGUUGUGUCUGUUAAAACACAUAAUGUUGGGUAGUGGACGGUCGUCCAAUUACGCUAGCCUGGCUAAGUGUACUUCACUGCAAAGUAUUCCAAGCAGAGAGAACAACGUUACUGUUCUUCAGAGAGCCUUUACCGGCAGUUUGAACGGACUUACUGCAGAGCUGAGGGGACACCAGGACAGAUACCAUAUCCUACCACACCUCUUCUCCUUCAAGCAGCCCCUUUGACUGUUACUGGAAACUAUUCUGGGAGCUAUUUGCAAGCGGUCAACUUGAUUUUAUUCUUUACCUUUAAAACGGAAUGGAUUUUGAAAAUACCUAACCUGCAUGGUUUGCUGUACAAGUUUUGUUGCAAAGCCAGCUGGUGGAGUUUGCCAACUUUUGAGGAGGUCGCAUUAAGUCUUUCUGGAGGUGAACUAUCCCAAAGCCAUAAUGGAUCAAGCCAGCGGUGGGGAGGACCCGAAUAAAUCCUCUAAAAAGAAGUCCAGCGAGGAUGAUGGUAAAAACAAAAAGCUGAACAUACAUAUAAAAACAUUGGCUGAUGAUAUGCGUGAUCGGAUUACCAGUUUCAGGAAAACGGGGAUGAAGAAGGAGAAGCUUCUUAUACAGCACCCGACAGAUCCCCUCUCUACCCAGUCUGAACUGCCUGUUCCUCAGCCCCUUUUUGACGACCGCUCCAUGAACCUCUCGGAAAAGGAGAUCAUUGACCUCUUUGAGAAGAUGAUGGAGGACAUGAACCUGAACGAGGAACGCAAAGCCCCUCUGCGUGGAAAGGACUUAAGCACCAAACGCGAGAUGGUGGUCCAGUACAUCUCAGCCACUGCCAAAUCUAUAACUGGGAGCAAAGUUGCGGGUGGACUGAGGAACAGCAAGCAUGAGUGCACACUUUCAUCCCAAGAAUAUGUCCAUGAGCUGCGUUCUGGCAUCACAGAAGAAAAGCUGCUCAAUUGCCUGGAGUCCCUCAGAGUGUCUCUCACUAGUAACCCUGUCAGUUGGGUUAAUAACUUCGGUCAUGAGGGUCUCGGCCUUCUUCUGGAUGCUUUGGAGAAGCUGCUGGACAAGAAACAGCAAGAGAAUAUUGAUAAACGCAACCAGCAUAAACUUAUCCAAUGCUUGAAGGCUUUCAUGAACAAUAAGUAUGGACUGCAAAGGAUCUUGGGAGAUGAGCGGAGCCUGUUGCUGUUGGCACGAGCAAUUGACCCCAAACAGACCAACAUGAUGACAGAGAUUGUCAAAAUUCUCUCUGCUUUCUGUAUUAUUGGAGAGGAAAACAUCCUGGAUAAGAUUCUAGCUGCCAUGACAAUUGCUGCAGAGAGGAACAAUAAAGAGAGGUUUGCUCCAAUUGUGGAAGGACUGGAGAACCACGACGCCCAGCAGCUGCAGGUUGCUUGCAUGCAGCUGAUCAACGCCCUGGUCACUUCCCCUGAUGACCUGGACUUUCGGAUACACCUACGUAAUGAGUUCCUAAGAUGUGGCCUCAAGAAGAUCCUACCUGAGCUAAAAGAGACAGAGGAGCUAGACAUACAGCUGAAGGUGUUCAAUGAGAACAAGGAGGAGGACUCUAUUGAACUCUCCCAUCGCCUGGAUGACAUCCGUGCUGAGAUGGAUGAUAUGAGUGAAGUGUACCAUCUCCUGUCGAAUAUGGUGAAAGACACUGGCUCAGAGCCCUACUUCCUGUCAAUUCUUCAGCACCUAUUGCUCAUCAGGAAUGACUAUUACAUCAGGCCUCAGUAUUACAAGGUGAUAGAAGAAUGCGUGUCUCAGGUGGUCCUGCAUCGCAAUGGAAUGGACCCUGACUUUGGCUACAGUAAAAGACUAGACGUGGACUUCACCCAUCUGAUUGAUCAGUGUGUGGAUAAAUCCAAAGUUGAAGAGAGUGAGCAGAAGGCUGCAGAGUACUCGAAAAAGUUUGAUGAGGAGUUCAGUGCGCGGCAGGAGGCCCAGGCCGAGUGUCAAAAGAAGGAAGAGAAAAUCAAAGAGCUGGAGGGAAAGAUUCAGGCCCUGGAGUCCCAGUUAACUAUUGAAAAAGACAAGCUCAAAGAGGCUCAGAGACUCAUCAGGGAAUCUGAAGCCAAGAUUGCAGCGGGUCCAACUGCGCCCAGAGCACCACCUCCACCACCAGUACCAGGGGGUGUAGCAGCUCCACCUCCCCCUCCACCACCUCCUCCUCCACCUCCACCUGGUGGCUGUCCUCCCCCUCCUCCACCUCCUCUUCCCGGCCAUGCCGGCAUUCCACCACCUCCUCCUCCACCAGGGGGAGGACCUCCACCUCCCCCACCACCCCCUGGUUGUGGGCCCCCACCUCCUCCUCCUUUCUUUGGGGGCCCAGGUGGGCCUCCUCCACCACCUGCAUUGCCUGUCAUUAAGCUGCCUUAUGGGAUGGAGCCCAAGAAGACCUACAAGCCAGAAACUGUGAUGAAGAGGGUCAACUGGAUAAAGAUAGUGCCUCAGGAAAUGGCAGAGAAUUGCUUCUGGAUCAAAGUCAAAGAAGAGAAGUUUGAGAAUCCUGACCUAUUUGCUCAGCUCUCCCUCUGCUUCUCCUCGCAGAGCAAAGUGAAAAAAGAUGUAACAGAUGAGACUGACGACAGAAUGACACAAUUCAAGAAAAAGGCGAAAGAGCUUCGCAUCUUGGAUGCCAAAACAGCACAGAAUCUGUCAAUUUUCUUGGGCUCGUUCCGCCUGCCUUAUGAAGAGAUCCGGGACAUUGUGCUGGAGGUAGACGAGGAAAGACUGAGCGAAUCACUCAUCCAGAACCUGAUAAAGAACCUACCAGAGCAGAAAGAGCUGAAUGCGCUGGCGGAACUAAAGGGUGAAUAUGAAGAGCUAGUGGAGUCAGAGCAGUUUGGCAUUGUGAUGAGUUCAGUAAAACUCCUACGACCACGCCUGAAUGGCAUUCUGUUCAAGCUGACGUUUGAGGAGCAGGUGAAUAACAUCCGGCCAGACAUCAUGAAUGUGACAUUUGCCUGUGAAGAGGUAAAGAAGAGUGAAGGUUUUUGCAAACUCCUGGAGCUGGUGUUGCUGAUUGGCAAUUACAUGAAUGCUGGCUCAAGGAAUGCCCAGUCGUUUGGUUUCAACAUCAGCUUCCUCUGCAAGCUCAGAGACACUAAAUCCAUCAGUCAGAAUACAACACUUCUUCAUUUCCUGGCUGAGAAGUGCGAAGAAAAUUACCAAGUGAUUUUGAGGUUUCCAGAUGAACUGGAUCAUGUGGAAAGUGCCAGCAAAGUGUCUGCUGAGAUCUUAAAAAGCAGUUUGACCACCAUGGAACGUCACAUUCAAAGGCUUGAGAACGACAUCGAGAACUUCCCCAAAACGGAUAACAAACAAGAUAAGUUUGUGGAAAAGAUGUCCGGCUUCUGCAAGCAUGCCCGCGAGCAGUAUGAAAAACUGUCCACGAUGCACAAGAACAUGCAAAAGCUCUACGAGAGCAUUGGCAGCUAUUUUGCCUUUGACCCCCACUCAGUCAGUGUGGAGGAUUUCUUCGGAGAACUGGCCAACUUCCGCAUCCUCUUCAUGGAAGCAGUGAAGGAGAACCACAAGAAGAGGGAGAUGGAGGAGAAGAUCAAGAGAGCCAAGCUGGCGAAGGAGAAAGCAGAGCGCGAGAAGCAGGAGCGCCAGCAGAAGAAGAAGCAGCUGAUUGACAUGAACAAAGAGGGAGAUGAAACUGGUGUGAUGGAUAGCCUAAUGGAAGCCCUACAGUCCGGAGCAGCUUUCCGCGAUCGGCGAAAACGGACACCGCGCAAUGGUGAUCAAAGUCCUUCCAGUCCAGCUUCUCGGUGGCCAGGUGCUAACUAUGGUAACAGAACCCUAGACAACCGCCGCGCAGUCCUGGAAAGGUCUCGUUCACGCCACAACGCAAAUCACCAAGCUCGAUGAUCACCCGCGCCUACCACAAGACGCUAGAUAAGUGCCAAAGAGGCCUGCGAGGUGGAGACCUGGAAGACAUCUGAAGGAGGGAGAGAGACCUGCCCUCACUGUGGCACGCACCCACACACACACACGCACACACACACACACACACACACACACACAAAAGCACCCACACACAGCUCCACAUAUAGAACAAAAAUGGCUGAAGAAUCUACAGUACAUCACACACAAAUAUUUCAUUUUCAUAUUCUUUGUCUGAUGCCUUACAUAUUUAUUCAAUACUUUGUCAUUACUCAAAAUGUUCAUGUUCUCUCUAGCUUGUUUGAAUUAUAUAAAAAAAAAAAAAAACACAUUAGGCUGCUGCCGCUUGAAAUGGAAGGUGCUCAUUGGUUGGAAAUUCAUUUUGAUUUUGAAGGAUUCUACUUAUCCUUUUUUAAAAUCAGAAUACUAAAGUUCACAUACAGGUUUGACAGGAUUCAUGGAGUGUAUUGAAAAUAUGACAUUCUGCCAAGGACCACACCAUAGUGGAAGCUCAUAAUCUUGAAAAGCAUACAGCAUACAGUACAUUCAAUGAAGGGCCAGCUGUCCUUUAAAUGGAAGACAGGGAUUCAACAGCCAUGUUGGCAAGCCUACCACCUGCUGACAUUUUCUUCAACAAGUCACCUCUCAACAGAAGAGGGAAUGGUGGCUUAAAACAGUCGAUCCCUCCUUCAAAACCAACAUCAAGACAAUAUUUUACUAAUAAAUGUACAGAGUGCACAUGAGUCAUUUAAGUUCUUAACAUAUUCCACAAAGCCACGAGAGCUGGCCCCUGUCUGCGCUGAUAUUUCAGAGCAUGUGACUCAUGGAUCUUGAAACUGUAAUCUCCUUUGUGACAAGAUGCAUGUUAUUUUUAGUUGUGUAAUAUCUAACCCAUGCCUCUGGGUGCUGAUCUCUCUCCCAAGGUCGCUUUUGCUGUUAACAUGAGAGACAUGUUUCUAAAUGCAUAUAACUGCCUAAAGGGAGCUAAUGUGACCCUUUGACCUUUCUUUCGGUCACACAGGUUGUCAGUUGGGGGGAGUUUGAUUAUACAAAAGGUGUUGUGUUUUUAAUAUUGUGUUUUCAAUAUGCAUAUCUCUUUUUAAUAUCAAGGCUCUAAAAAUAAGUCCAAAAUUAUCUGUUUGGAGACCUGCAAUGCUCAACUGAGAAAUCCCACAGCAGAUUUUCUUUGGAUUUUUCCCCCCCGUUUUCAAAAAAUAAAUAGUUAAAUAAAAAUAAGCUCUGUGGGAAAAAAAGCAAGACAUACAGUGUCAUAUGAACACACUUGGUUGAAUGAUAACAUAUUUCACUAUUUUGAACAGACAUGUAAUUAAUGUAAGCAGCUUAAAAAUCACAGCUGAGAUUUCAAUUGAUACAUUUAUAUUGUAGAAGAAAAUGUGAAAUGUUUUUAGGCUUAUACGAACCACAGGAAGUAUUUUAUUCAUACAUUUAAAAAAAACCUUUGGGGAAAAAGCACUCCAAAUCUACUGGGGGAAUCCAUGGCUCAAACACUAAAUGGGUUUAAGAACUACAAACUGCAUUACUUUAUUAAAGAUGUUUCCUCGUGGGAUAUGUGUAGUCAUAAACUAAAUACGUUACAUCUGUUUUCAGUAACAUCUCCCACCUGAUGAGGCUUUCAGCGUUGAAACAAACACCUGAUGCUCGGUGUUCGUGUGCAAAAUAGAAUAGAUAAAUAAACUUUGCUGUGAGCUUUGUUGCUCUGUAAGGACACACUGUCACACGGCUUCUUCAUGUGAACUAUUUAUUCAUAUAUUCAUGCCUUAGGCAGCCCUGUCCCCUCACUGCCCCUAAACUGUAAACAGAUGCUACUAAAAACAACCACUGAAUCCACAUGGAGAGUGGGCACGACCAGAAUAAUCGACUAUGGGGCACAGAAGACAAGAUGAUGCUUGUCUUAACAAGUGAGUCUCCAAACGCCCUCAAAUUCCCCAGCACUAAUGGCAUAAGUGACCCUUUUUUCCAAAACAUGAGUGACUUUAGUAAUACCAUAACUCUGCUUUAGGCUUUGUGUGCCUGUGCAUUUGUGUGUGUGCACCAUGCCAGCUCAAUAAUCGGAACAGGAACCCAGGCAAAAUAGGAUUCAGUGUGCUUGACUCCUGGGCUGAAUAGAUGGAGAUUUUUCAUUUAAACAGUCUGCUACCGCAGCUUGUGAUGUGUCUGUUUCAUGAUGCUUCCUCUCCCAGCCUGCAUGCUUCUAAAAAUGCAAUUUUACACAUCAUCUCGGCUCAAGGUGCAUCCACAAUGCUUCGAGAAGUCUGCAUAUUUCAGAAGACAAUAAUUCUCCUCUGAAUAUAAGGUUCGAGCAGUCUCACAGAGUAAGCAUAGAGAAUGAGGUUUCCGCAUAAGGGAUUCUGCAUAGAUAGGAGUUUUAAGGAUGUGUUGUGUACAGCAGAGAUCGAGCCAUGAAAGGCAGUGAUUUUCUUUUUCUAAAUGCAACCUGCCCUUUGUCCUCAACACCACCAUGGCUGUGCAGUUUAAAGUAUUGAAUAAGACCCCCCCCCCCAUGUCUCUGCUCUGACAUUUAGUGUUUUUUCACAUUCUGAUUGGAUAUUGUACAUGCCGCAACAACUAGCAGUUUGUGGAUUAGUAUGUAAUCAAUUCAGAUUAUAUUUCAAAUGUGCCAACUUUAUUUUUCCGUAUGUGUGGACGACACAUUCCUGUGUUUUUAUUUUGUUUUGUAUACCAAAAGGGAGUACCGGUCUCUUAUUGAGAAAGAUUGUACAGACAUAAAAUCUAGAUUUAUUUUAUUUUAGCCACUGUUAAACAUUGAUCCAAUUAAGUCAUUGAAAGUAGGAGAUGUUGAUGUGAUUUAAAAUUGAUAGUCAUGUGGUAUUUCUUAUCUUAAACAAACAUCUUUUGUAAGAUGUGAUUUAUUUGGAGUAAUAAAAAAAACAACAUUUAUCAUAAUGCCAUUGUAGAACGUAAUAAGCUGCGAUGUUAGCCAUUGUAGAAGUUACAGAUAAUGCUUCUUUCCUGCAACAGUGAUCACUAUGAAAACAUAGUUAUUUGACUGAUGCAACACAACACAGAAUAGCAAAAAAAACAAACAAACUAGUUUUGUUCGUUGCCAUUCAAUGCAUAACGCUUAAAACAUGAAAGUUCAAUGAAAGUGUUGCAAUAAAACGCAACACAGACAACUUCCAAUUAAAAGAGAAACUUCUACAUUGACAACAUUCCUCAUCAUCCCUGUAAGUGAUCGUUGUAUUUCUCUCCCCAUCCCGUCGUUUAGAAUAAUCAGAAUUAUGUGUUUUUUAUAGAAAAUAGCAAAGAGAGUCUUGAGUCAAAGAAUCUGAACUGUUCCAUCAUUUUAGUGUGGAAAAACAGGCCUCUGUGUGUUUGGGCCGAUCAUCCCAUUGUCUUUUAGCUUGUUACUAACAAACCUGAACUGAUGAUAUGACUUGUGCUAAUUGUAAGAACGAGGAGGCAGGGGUAUGAAGGAUUAAGCAAAAACUGUAAAGGUGCAAUUGUGGUGUUGAUUGGAUGCAAGCACUUAAAUUUGAAGAAGAAAAAGUUGCUGUGUCACUUACACUAACUGUGCACUUUACCUCACAAGAUAUUCUGCUCAGGCAGAGGAAGAGUUGUUUGAGAUGUUUGAAUCCGACAUUGCCACUAACAGAGUGAACUAUGUGCAAAGUAUUUCUUUUGGUAAAUAGUUCCAGCUGCCACAUAUCCAGUUCUUUCCUGCUUUGUUAGAGCUUACUAUUGAUUCUUGGAAGACCAAUUGCGGCUGAAUCAACAAACAACGCUCACAACUGUUGACAAACCCUGUCCGACCACGAUGUGUAAGCUGCCAUAUCCCUGCCUACUCUCCUUGUUGUCAUUGAGUAUGUUUUAUUGUCUUAAGAAACAUUUAUAUUUGUAACAUUAAGUUUAUUUGUAUCCUUAAGAACAUGAAAAAACAAAAUGGUUAUGCACACUGUCCUUGCAUAGAACAUGUAAUGGAAUAUGAUAUUAAAUAAUAACCACUUUGUCAUAUAAACUGAUUUCUGAAAGAUA